AUUACAGAGGGACCAGCCGCAAGUGAUAUUAGAGAUGUAUCUAGUCCAGAGAUGGAAAAUGCAUGGCACACAUACCACAGCACCCCUAUGUCAGGCCUCUGACAGACAUCAUUAAUUGAUCACAGCUCUUUCCUGCUAAGCUUAAACAUAGCCUCAGAAACAUUCUCAACCUGACACUCCGGAUAACCAGUAAAAUGAAAUGGAGUUGGCAAGCAAGUUGAAACCUAUUUGCCACUCCUAACUUGGUUCAUGCUCUGCUCUGCCUACCCAGAAUACUAGCACCACUUAGAAAAUAGCUCAAAUGAGAGAGACGCCCAAAUUGUUAUUUCCAUCCUGAUUAGUCCAAUAUUUUAUCUUCCAGUCAUAAGCAAAGAGAGGUACCCUUUUCCUAAACUACAGAAAGAGUAAUAGGGAACAGAGAGGUACAGUGGUUGUAGGAAUGACUUUCUGCUUCAAACCAAUCAGAAUAAACAAGGUAUUAUGUUCUCCAUUAGCCUGAACAGCUGAUAUCAUAUUAUUGUUCUCCAACAGAUACUGUACAUAUUCUCUUAUAAGAGGAUAAGGAAAUGCUACCGAGGUAAUUCCAUUUACAUUUCAACUCUAUAGAGUUUAAAAACAACUCUGACUUCAUUUGACUAAGUUUUUAGCCUGAUUUGACUCAAAGACCAUGAAUACAAUUAAUCAAGACUCUUUCUCAUGGUCAAUUGUAGUAGAAGCAAACUAAUUCUAUCAGAGGACAGGCUUCAAGCCCACAAAAUUGCCUGAGGGGCCUCGCUCAAGGGAGGAGAGGAAGUUAACCUAACAUUUCCAUACUGUUCUGCCUAUUCCCAGAAAUGACCAGCAGGCAGACAGCACACCGGACAGUGGAAGUAGCAUUUGCUAGCAGAGAGAACAAACUAUCAAGAAAUCAAAUCUGGAUCCGAUUUGGUGUGAUGGUCUUGGCAAAUCUUCAAACUUUUCUUUGCCUCAGUUUACCCAUAUGAAAAAUGGGCAGAAUACUCUUAAUAUGUCACUGGGGGCUUCCCUGGUGGCGCAGUGGUUAAGAAUCUACCUGCAGGGGACACGGGUUCAAGCCCUGGUCCGGGUAGAUCCCACAUGCCGCGGAGCAACUAAGCCCAUUGCACCACAACUACUGAGCCUGCGCUCUAGAGCCCACGAGCCACAACUACUGAAGCCCGCGCACCUAGCCAGAGCUCCGCAACAAGAGAAGCCACCGCAAUGAGAAGCCUGUGCACAGCAACGAAGAGUAGCCCCCACUCGCCGCAACUAGAGAAAAGCCCGCGCGCAGCAACAAAGACCCAACGCAGCCAAAAAUAAAUAAUAAAUAAAUUUAUUAAAAAAUAUAUAUGUCACUGGGACAAUAUAACACAAAUAUCAAAAUGUAAAAAGUAUACCACCUGACCUGUACAAAUCAGGAGUUCACAAAGAUUGCCAUUUCUCACCCCUCCUAUUUGUUGCUCUACAAAGCCUCAGAAUGCCACAAGUGAUAUUAGGAUGAAGGAGGCAAUUGCGUUGAUCUAUUUGGCUGGAUAUCAACCUCCCUCACCUCCAUAACAAGAGAAGCCCAAAAGGCUUGACCUUGAGGGCAGAUAACUUUCUACCUUGGCAAAAAAAAAAAAAAAAAAAGAGGGAAUCCUCUCUACUGAUUCCCACCUCAGAGGGAGGCAGACCACAAGGAAAAGCAAAGAAAUACACCUCGGCGUACUUAGAGUUUAGGGAAAAACGUUGUAGAAGUCAAUCAUCACGAUAGUUAAAUAACAUUUUCAUGCAUAAUCAUCAUUACCACCUUGAACAAAGUUCCAGCUUCCUGAGUGCUCCCUUCAGCUGCUUCCCCUGUUCUUGUAGGAGAAGCUAAAGCUUAUAUCACUUCUGCUCUUGGUUUCUUAACUCUGCCCUCAAAGAUCAACCAGAGAGGGAACCUAACUGUAGGCUUUUACCCCCAGAGACCCCAGGCCUCAAGCUGACCAGCCAUGAAGAGCAGGGAGUGAAGCAAACUCUUUCAAGCUUUUCAUGAGGCAUCUGGCCAAACAGCAAACUUCCAGCCCUCUCUGGGAUCAAGUGAAGAGAGUGAUUUUGUGUUUUUCUGCAUUUUAAUUGUUGGGAUGUGGCCACACACGGCGGUAAUUGGAACAAUGCAGCUACCACCACGCAACUGAUACUCUCAGUCUGAAUUUCCUAAAACAGGCCAGGCUGAGAGGGGGAACAGAACGGAAGCCAUAAGGAAUCAAACCAGGACACAAAAGAAGGCAAACCAGCUCCGCGAGGGGCCUCCUCUUUCUCAAGCAAGCAGAGGAAAAAGUAUAAGAAGCCCUCUCUUGCCGCCUCCCUUCCCCUUCCAUUUUGUGUAUCUGAGGGGCAGAGACAGCCCUGAACGUUCACUAAGCAAGUUAAAACUUCUCAGCUUAACAACUGGCACGGGGGCUCAGCCCUACACAGAGCAGCAGGCCGCUAGGCCCUCCCCCAAACCCCACCAGGCCCAACUCUCAAUCCAGGCUUUCUCUCCACCAUCAGCACCACCCCCCUGGCAAAUAAAGGCUGGACCCCCACCCCACUGGGUGGCAGUAACCCCUGACAUCACGGUUUCAGGGAUGCUGAGGUUGUGCUGAAACCUCGAUAACCUAGGAUCAAGUCAGGCCAAGGGAGAGGAGAGUCACAAACCCGUGGAGACCUUUCCCCCAGGUCCCAGUCCCACAGCUCUAGGGGAGACUGAAGGAAAACAUGAGGGAGGCAUGGAGGUACAUGAACAGAUUUCCUUGAAUUCUGCUAGAGUCUUCGCUUGUGUGUGAUUCCCUGCCUACUUCUCUUCCUCCUGAAGGCAAGUCUCAGACUCAAACCUGAGUGAGAACUCGGAGACCAUGUCUGCAGAAUUCUUUUCAUCUACAAGAGAGGAGGGAAGCCCUGGCUCAGGACCUAGUUUUAGGUCCAAUCAGAGGAAGAUAUUAAACCUGCUCCUGGAGAGAGAUACUUCCUUUUCCAUCAGUUCAGAUCUCCCUAGAACCCCAGUGGAGAAGAAACUUUUUGGUGAUUCUGCAAACCUAAGCAUUUUGUCUGGAGAAACCCCAAAGCGUUGCCUUAAUCUUUCGAAUCUUAGCAGCGGGGAGAUGUCUGCCGCUCAGUUUACCACUUCUUCAGACCUUGAUGAAACUGGUCACUUGGAUUCUACAGGACCUGAGGAAAUACAGUUAGCUGGGAUGAAUUAUCACCAACACCUUGUAAAAUGCAGCCCAGCACAGCUGCUUUGCAGCACUCCGAAUGCUUUGGACCAUGGCCACAGGAAGAAAGACGCAAUAUGUAGCUCAUCCGCAAAUAAAGAGAAUGAAAACAGCACUUCAAAGCCCUUGGAGUGGUGGGUACCCAGGAACCUGAGGUCUCCUCUUUUUCUACUGGACAAUGGAAACUUGGUGGAAAGUGAAAUGAAACAUCUGGGCAGUCCUAUUACUACAGUUUCAAAAUUAGAUAAAAAUCCAGAGCUAGGAGAAAACCAGACAGAGGAGAUUUCAGAUGAAUUGAUGGAGUUUUCUCUGGAAGAUCAAGACGAGGCUAAGGCACCUGUGAACAGGAGCUGCCUGUAUCGCUCCUCUUCGUUGCCAGACAGUUUGAACAGUCCAAGACUGAAGCAGAUGGUAAAAUUCAAGGACAACACAAUACCAGAUAAAGUAAAAAAGAAGUAUUGUUCUAGCCACAAAGAGCUCAGGAAGGGCUUAGGUAUAAAGAAAAUGGUCUCCCUCUGUGACAUUAAUAUGACUCAGAUGCUGGAGGAAGAGUCUAACCAGGGACCUCUGAUUGGUGAUUUCUCCAAGGUAUGUGCACUGCCGACCGUGUCAGGGAGACACCAAGAUCUGAAGUACGUCAACCCAGAAACAGUGGCUGCCUUGCUUUUGGGGAAGUUCCAGGGUCUGAUAGAGAAAUUUUAUAUCAUCGAUUGCCGCUAUCCAUAUGAGUACCUGGGAGGACACAUCCAGGGAGCUUUAAACUUGUACGGUCAAGAAGAACUAUAUAACUUCUUUCUGAAGAAACCCAUUGUCCCUUUGGAUACUCAGAAAAGAAUAAUCAUUGUGUUCCACUGUGAAUUCUCCUCAGAGAGGGGUCCCCGAAUGUACCGCUCUCUGAGACAAGAGGACAGGGCUGUGAACCAGUAUCCUGCACUGUACUACCCAGAGCUGUAUAUCCUCAAAGGGGGCUACAGAGACUUCUUUCCAGAAUAUAUGGAGCUGUGCGAACCACAGAGCUACUGCCCUAUGCAUCACCAGGACCAUAAGGCUGAGCUGCUGAGGUGUCGAAACCAGAGCAAAGCAUGGGAAGGGGAGCGGCAGCUGCAGGAACAGAUUGCCUUACUGGUGAAGGAUGUGAGCCCGUGAUAUCAGAUCACCCACUGGCUGCCUAGGACUCACCAAAAGACACUGUAGAAACCCUAAGCAGAAAGAGGCCAUCUUCUAUGCAGCUAAACCCAAGAUGUUAAAAGAUGUCAGCAAACCAACAGGCUGCCAACCUACUGAAAUCCCAGGCCUGGCGACUGGUUAGGUGUCAGUAGAGCUGCUGGCUGGUGGGAAGUCCUGGAGCUGGCUCUGUAAGGCUGGAGCCUUGGGUUGCAUAGAGAUUUGUGUUGCUUCAGGGAGCUGUUGCAUUCCUCUUCCUAACUGCUUGAGUCUCCUCAGAGGUCAGCCACAUCUUUUUCCCCGUGGGCUUCUGGCUAUGCAAGAGAGAGUUGCCCAUCUUCUUUCUCUAUAUUUUCCUUCUUUGUUUCCCCCUCUCACCUUUUUUUAAAAUGGGAAAAUAAACAUUGAAGAAUGAGAAAUGCUAUUGUGAGCCCAGUCUGUUCCUAGAAGAUGUGUAUAAGGAAGUAAUCACCACAUUAAACUCCUUUGGACAAAGAUGUAGCCAUCUCUAUUCAUAGCUGAGGCCAAGGUGCUUUUCUCCAGACCAUGGUUCUCAAAGUUUGGGCCCUGGUCCAUCAGCAUCAUCUGAACUUGCUUGAAAUGCAAAUUUUCACAGCCCACUCCAGACCUACUAAAUCAGAACAUCUGAGGUUAGGGCCCAGAAAUCUGGGUUUUAAAAAUCUCCUUUUCAGGUGAUCCUGAUACAUGAAAGGCUUGAGAACCACAGCUCUGGAAUUAAGGAAAACCUUUUAAAUUUCAUUCUUCAGCAAUGUUCCAGGCUUUCCUUUUCUAGACCAUUCCAUAGUAUGAGUUGCCUAAAAGUGUGCCCCAGAUUCAA
This is a messenger RNA of Physeter macrocephalus (sperm whale), 5214 nucleotides long. It is a transcript of the gene CDC25C, whose product is annotated as cell division cycle 25C. The coding region runs from base 2856 to 4358 and encodes 500 amino acids. Gene Ontology annotation, molecular function: protein tyrosine phosphatase activity. The record is from RefSeq and is a predicted model, not a curated record. Gene Ontology annotation, biological process: G2/M transition of mitotic cell cycle; positive regulation of G2/M transition of mitotic cell cycle; positive regulation of G2/MI transition of meiotic cell cycle. The transcript has 16 exons. Gene Ontology annotation, cellular component: cytoplasm; nucleus. NCBI's taxonomy places the organism in Eukaryota, Metazoa, Chordata, Mammalia, Artiodactyla, Physeteridae.